GUGUCUUAUCGCGUCCGGUUUCAUUCAUAACUAAGAUCGGCAUUUAACGCCCAAAUUAAACUAUGCGGAGAAGGCUGACGCUAUUUGCGUGUGAUGGACAGCGUCAAAUGGACCACAUGAAGUAACCCAGAAUAAGGGUUCACUCUCUCUGACCUGGACCAUGAGCAAUGACUCGCCUGUACUGACAAGCCUGACGGAGAACUCCACCGAGGUGCCAGUGUCGGCAGGACGGGUGGAGGACUAUGUGAUCCUGCUGGUCCUGCUGUGUGUGUUCGCUGGAGGUUCACUGAUCCUUCUCUCCGUGCUGUUGCUGUUCUGUCACCGUUGCUCUGUGGGCAGCCGCCGCUACUCCAGGGCCAGUGAUGAUCCAGAGAAGACUAAUACCACCUAUGUGGAGGAUUCACAGCCCACACAAGACAUCACUAUAAGGCUAGAUGAGUCAGAUGCUCUCUCACCGUCUAGCUGCCAUGAUGAAGAUACAGACAGGUUCAUGUCCACCUGCUCUACUGGCCGCCGUGUCUCCUUCAAUGAGUCAGCUCUUUACGAAAAGGAGAGCAAGACUCAGGACAAAGGACGCAGAUACACCCUCACAGAAGGGGACUUCCAUCACCUGAAGAAGGCCCGUCUGACCCACCUCCCCCUGGCCCCCCCUCCCUCUACCCUGAAGAUCCUCACCAUCAUGGAGUGUGAGUCUACAGAGAGCAGCAGCCUCAACGUCAACGAACCACCCACUCCCAAACUCCCACUGUACCCCCUCUACCAGUCUUCUGAGAGGGCUGGGCCCGCCUGGUUGGGCCAGAGCUCUGGUAGUGCCCUCCCUGGAGACAUCCACCACUACAUCCUACUGGACUCCAGACUCAACCACAGUCCACCAAUCCUGUGCCCCCCAACCCCCCGCUCCAGAACCACGGAGGCCGUAGGGGAUGGACCAUGGGUUAGGACAGAAGGAGAGAGGGAGAUUACAGGGACGAGAGGAGUGAGGGGAACGUCUCCGGCCCCCGUCCACCGGGGUUCCGUUCUGCACUUCUUCUGCAAACUGAGACGGCAUGCCAGCUUGGAGGGGGCCGGGCCUUACUUCAGGAAGUGGAAGUUUGACAGCAGCCAUCGUGCCGCCAGUCUAGACGCGAAAGGCUCUCCUAAGAGACGUCCAUUCCAGAGACAGAGAGCAGCCAGUGAUAACACAGACCCAACUGAAGAGGACUCACCCCCUCCUCACCCUUCUCCCCCUCUCCGCCGUGACAUCAUCCAGCCCCUCCCCCCCGCACACAGCCAGAGCAGCGGCCUCCAGCGUCUCUCUGCAGGGUCGCUAUCGUCCCCCACCUGCCCACCCUCACCCUGUCUCAGCAGGUUAGAGGUGGAGGCGGUGGUAGAGACUGCCAGCAGCAGCAGGACAGAGAGAAACGCAACUCACCCUCCACCAGAGCCCCCUGAGACCAAAGAGAGAGGGCAAGAGCCUGGGGAGGAAGCGACGGGAACAGGGACAGGGUUAUGGAGAGAAGAUGGGGCAGUGACAAGAACAGAAGCAAGAGAGGAGGUCAAUGAAUGGGUUGGGCCAGGAGAAGAGUCAGAUGAAGAUGAAGAGGAAGAGACAGAUAUUUUAGGGACAGAACAAAGGGUGGGUAUGGGAUCAGAGAUAAUGGAAGGUCUGUGUGCAGACGAAGCCCAAGAGGGAGGAGAAAGUUUCCAGGCAGAGCUAGGAGCUGAGGCAAGGAUAAGGGCAAGGACUAAGGAUGGGUUGGGGGCCACUCCAAAUACAGAAGCAGGGAUGGGGGUAAGAGCCAAGACAGGGGUAGGGGCUGUUCUGGGAACAGAAAGAGAGGUCGAGAUAGGAGACAGGUUUGAGUCAACGUUAGAGGUGGGGGCAAUAACAGGGGCAGAAUUAGAAGUUGAGGCAGGGCUAGGGGCAUCAGGGGUGAGGAUAAAGGCAGAUUCUGGAUCAGGGUUAGAAGGGGUGCUAAGUGCUGGAGCAGGGCCAGGGUUAUGGGAAGAUCCAGGGCCUCGAUCAAGGUUUGGGUCUGGGGUGUGUAUCAGUCGACAGGAGAGCUCUGAGACCCAGCCCUCUCUGUACAGAGACAUCUGGAGCCUGCGAGCCUCUCUGGAGCAGUAUGCCUCCUCUGACCAGAGCAGCACAGACAGGGAGUCCAUACGCAGCGACGCCGACAGCGUGUGUUCACUAGGAGGCGCUGCAGCCCGGUCCGGCUUUGCUGCCUGCCUCUCCCAGGACCUUGGCGACGAACUGGAGGAAGAAUGGGAGUAUGGGGACACGGGAAGGGAGGGGGGGAGACAGAGGACAGAGGGAGACAGAGGGGGAGGCAGAAUACAGGGACACUGGAAGAAAGAUUGGGCACAGGGGGGUCCAGAGGAGAGAUAGUGAGGGGGGAGGAGGAGGAGAAGGGGGAACCGGGGUAGGAGGAGGAGGUGAAGGGGAGGCGGG
Messenger RNA from Salmo salar (Atlantic salmon), 2434 nucleotides. RefSeq lists its product as uncharacterized. Gene Ontology annotation, molecular function: transmembrane transporter binding. The record is from RefSeq and is a predicted model, not a curated record. NCBI's taxonomy places the organism in Eukaryota, Metazoa, Chordata, Actinopteri, Salmoniformes, Salmonidae. Gene Ontology annotation, cellular component: secretory granule; plasma membrane. Gene Ontology annotation, biological process: negative regulation of voltage-gated calcium channel activity; negative regulation of calcium ion-dependent exocytosis.